Molecule: messenger RNA, 1716 nt
Organism: Dalotia coriaria
Lineage: Eukaryota; Metazoa; Arthropoda; Insecta; Coleoptera; Staphylinidae
Gene: TpnT
Product: Troponin T, skeletal muscle
Exons: 10
Coding region: 173-1351 (392 amino acids)
Biological process (GO): regulation of muscle contraction; muscle contraction; sarcomere organization
Cellular component (GO): troponin complex
Molecular function (GO): tropomyosin binding
Source: RefSeq, a predicted model, not a curated record
GUGACGUGGGCGUCGCGUCGGCGCACGCCGCCGCCGGUCGAUCGUCCGGCCGUCCCCAGCUCCCGGUCGUCGCCAUUCCCACUCAGUCACUGCGGACUCCUUGGGUUGUGUGGUGCUCCUGGACCGCUCUUUUAUCUUCCUUUUUGUUAGUUAAAUAAAAACCUUGUCCAACAUGUCCGACGAAGAAGAAGUUUACUCCGAAGAAGAGGAGGAGGAGGAGGUUGUUGAGACGCACGUCGAAAAGAGACACGUAGAAGAACAGGAACAAACUGGCGAUCCAGAAUUCAUCAAGCGUCAGGACCAGAAGAGGUCCGAUCUCGAUGAGCAGCUGCGUGAGUACAUCACGGAAUGGCGCAAGCAGCGCUCCAAGGAAGAGGACGACCUCAAGAAGCUGAAGGAGAAGCAGGCCAAGCGCAAGGUGACCCGCGCCGAGGAAGAGAAGAAGCAACAAGAGCGCAAGAAGCAGGAAGAGGAGCGUCGCAUCCGUGAGAUUGAGGAGAAGAAACAGCGCGAUAUUGAAGAGAAGCGCAUGCGUCUCGAGGAAGCCGAGAAGAAACGCCAGGCAAUGAUGCAGGCGCUCAAGGACCAAAGCAAGACCAAGGGUCCCAACUUCACCAUUGCCAAAAAAGAUGCUUCUUCCAACCUUAGUGCUGCCCAAGUUGAGAGGAACAAGACCAAGGAACAGCUUGAAGAAGAAAAGAAGAUCUCCCUCUCCAUCCGCAUCAAGCCUUUGGUGAUGGAUGGUUUGAGCGAGGACAAGCUCAAAGUCAAGGCCCAAGAACUCUGGGAGUGCAUUGUCAAGCUGGAGACCGAGAAAUACGAUCUGGAAGAAAGGCAGAAACGCCAGGACUACGAUCUUAAAGAAUUGAAAGAAAGACAGAAGCAGCAGCUCAGACACAAGGCCUUGAAGAAGGGCUUGGACCCUGAAGCUCUCACCGGCAAAUACCCACCCAAGAUCCAGGUCGCCUCCAAAUACGAGCGUCGCGUGGACACCAGGUCAUACGACGACAAGAAGAAACUCUUCGAAGGCGGUUAUGAUAGUUUAGCGUUGGAAUUUAUGGAAAAAUCGUGGAAAACUAAACAGGACGACUUUAUGCAAAGGUCGAGACGCAAACUUCCAAAAUGGUUCGGUGAACGCCCUGGCAAGAAGGCCGGCGACCCAGAGACCCCCGAAGGCGAGGAGGACCUGAAGCAGACCGCCGAUGACGAUGACGAAGUCAUCAGGGAACCCAUCCCCGAACCAGAACCUGAAGAGGAGGAAGAAGAAGAGGAGGUCGAGGUCGAUGAGGAAGAAGACGAUGAAGAGGAAGAGGAAGAAGAAGAGGAGGAGGAGGAAGAAGAGGAGGAAUAAACAGCGCUAAAUAAUUUAAACAAACAAUACCAGAACUAUUAAUGAAAUAUGUAUUGAUACAAAUUCUUCCACUUGCCUUUGCUUUUUGUACUUCAUCUGUCUGUCAACUACAAUCAAUGCAAUGAACGGCAAGCGAUAGGACAAUCCAUCUACCUAUUAUCUACUUAUUUAUUUAUUAUAAAUAUUAUUGUUUACUUAAUUAAUAAUAACGAAUUCCGGCACACGGAAGCAGAUCACGCUACUGGCAUGUUCAGAUUAUGAUUUCAUAAUAUUUACUGUUAACUAUAAUAAAGUUGUAUUUGUAAUGACGAUUUGUGCUUUAAAUAUUCGAUGCAAAAAUAUUAUUAUUAAUAGCUGAUAGCAAA